AUGUUUGGGGCACACAAGAACAAUGGGAAGUGCUACCAUCUCAAGAAAGCACUAUACAGUCUCAAGCAGGCAGGUAGACUCUGGAAUGCUGCCCUCAACAAACAACUACAGGCAUUCAGAUUCAGACAGAGUUGUGCAGAACCAUGCAUCUACACACAAGGAGCCAAAGAUGCCAUGAUAAUGCUUGCAAUCUACAUUGAUGAUCUACUCAUCAUUGGAGCAACAUUGUCCUGCAUUGGUUCAGUUAGACAUCAGUUAUCCAGCAUCUUCAGCAUCACAGAUCAAGGAAAUGUUUCACACAUCAUUGGUAUGAAUGUCAAAUACAAUUGUGAGUUGCAAACACUUUUGAACAAUCAAACUGGGUAUAUCAAAGGACUACUUGAAAAGUUUGGUAUGCAUGAGGCUUGGUCAACACAAUCACCAGCUACAGAAGCAAUCAACACAAUGGGUCUGCAACAAGGUGAUACAGCCAAUGCAGAAGAGAUCAGGCAUCUAAAAGGAAAGAUCAACAUUAGCCUAGUGGCAAGCCAAGUCAGUAGCAAGCAGGUGUUAAUGGGAUGGAUGGACUCAGAUUGGGUGGGGUCACAAGAGUGUUUCCAUUCAACAACAGGCCACAAACAUCUUGGCCAUGAGAGCAAGAUGAGUGUGAUGCAGCCACAAACAUCCCAGCCAAGAGACCAAGACGAGCGUGAUGCGGCACAAUGCAGUUGGUCCUCCCAACUCCAGCUGACCAUAGCAAACAGUUCAGUCAAAGCCAAAUAUGUCACACUGGCAGCCACAGCAAGGGAAAUGCUAUGGAUAUCCAUGUUCUUGAGAGAACUGGGUCAGUCAUUACCAAGAACAUCCUCAAUCCAUGUCACAGCUGAAACUUUGACACUGCACUCAUGCAACCAGGAACUGAUACUUGACACUACCAUACCAAUCCUGUACAGUGACUUGUCUGAAGCAAGGGUCAUUACUAAUGAACCACAGCAUUUCAAGAGGACAAAACACAUUGAUAUUGCACACUUCUUCUUGUGGGACAAAGUUGCUGAUGGUUAA
This is a messenger RNA of Ustilago hordei, 1041 nucleotides long. RefSeq lists its product as uncharacterized. The record is from RefSeq and is a predicted model, not a curated record. The transcript has 3 exons. Lineage: Eukaryota; Fungi; Basidiomycota; Ustilaginomycetes; Ustilaginales; Ustilaginaceae. Bases 1 to 1041 code for a protein of 346 amino acids.